Theobroma cacao (cacao) is the source of this 1798-nucleotide messenger RNA. Its product is annotated as Ribosomal protein S5 family protein. Gene Ontology annotation, cellular component: ribosome. Gene Ontology annotation, molecular function: structural constituent of ribosome; RNA binding. The record is from RefSeq and is a predicted model, not a curated record. NCBI's taxonomy places the organism in Eukaryota, Viridiplantae, Streptophyta, Magnoliopsida, Malvales, Malvaceae. Gene Ontology annotation, biological process: translation.
UUUCUUUAACAAACCUGCUUCAGUGUUAAAACCCUAAACCUCUGUUCGGAAAAUCUCCAAUUUUCUUUUCUAAUUUUUUUGUUGUCUUCAAUGAACUUUGAUUCUUCAUAUCUCAGAUGAUAAGCCAAUAGCAAAAAAAAUGUCAACAAGAUCCCAAGCAUCUUUGUGCUCUAGGUUCCUCAGCCAAACCCUUCAAAGCAGGUCCAAAACCCUACCCUCAUUUUACCGGAAAAUCUCAACUUUCCCACAUUUUCCCGCUAAGCAAACACCAAAAUCCUCAUUUUCUUCGAAAGGAGCCCAUUUCUCCACAGCCUCCUCCACAGAAGUUCGGGAUCUUCUUGCUGAAGUAGAGCGUGAGAAGCGGAGAGAAAAAGAGGACAGGACGAGAAAAGGUUUGGAUACAAAGGAUAUUGAUGAAGAGGAUCAAGAAGAUUACAUGGGUGUAAUGCCGUUGAUAGAGAAGCUUGAGAAGGAGAAAUUGAAGGAUACUGGGAAUUUAGACAGGUACGAGGAGCCUACAGAUUCGGAUAGCGAUGAAGAUGAAGAUGAUGAGAGGUUUGGGCCUGAGGCAGUUCAGAAGAGGAUUGAGGAGUUUGAGAAGAAGCAUAAGAGGCAUGAGGAGUUGCUAAAGGACUUCACUGAGGCCGAGACACUUGAUGAAGCUUUCAAAUGUAUGAGAAAAAUUGACAAGUUUGAGGAAAAGCAUUUUCGGCUUCGCCCUGAAUACAGGGUCAUUGGUGAGUUGAUGAAUCGACUUAAGGUAGCAGAAGGCAAGGAGAAAUUCAUUCUUCAGCAAAAAUUAAAUAGGGCAAUGAGGCUGAUUGAAUGGAAGGAAGCCUAUGAUCCCAACAAUCCUUCCAAUUAUGGAGUUAUUCAGCUUGAACAAGUUGGUCAAUCUGAUGAUCUUGUGGAAAAUGCUGGACAAGAAGAGGAAGAGCAAAUGGUACGAGGAGCUGCUGCUGAUGACGAUGAUGAUGAAGAAUUUGAUGACAUGAAAGAGAAGGAUAACAUACUGUUAGAGAAGCUCAAUGCUAUUGACAAGAAACUUGAAGAGAAGCUGGCAGACUUGGAUCAUACCUUCGGGAAGAAGGGAAAGCUUCUGGAGGAGGAGAUCAGAGAUCUUGCUGAGGAAAGAAAUGCUUUGAUUGAAAAGAAAAGAAAACCUCUUUACAGAAAGGGUUUUGAUGUGAGGUUGAUAGAUGUAAAUCGAACUUGUAAAGUAACUAAGGGAGGGCAAGUGAUCAAGUACACUGCUUUGUUAGCUUGUGGAAACUAUCACGGUGUUGUUGGCUAUGCAAAAGCCAAAGGCGCAGCAGUCCCUAUUGCCCUCCAAAAGGCAUAUGAGAAAUGCUUCCAGAAUCUCCACUAUAUUGAACGGCAUGAGGAGCAUACAAUUGCCCAUGCAGUUCAAACAGCAUAUAAGAAGACUAAGGUGUAUCUCUGGCCUGCACCAACUACAACUGGUAUGAAAGCUGGAAAAACUGUCGAAAUCAUUUUAAAUUUAGCUGGCUUCAAGAAUGUCAAAUCAAAGGUUGUUGGCUCAAGGAAUCCUCACAACACAGUCAAGGCUCUUUUUAAAGCCCUCAAUGCAAUUGAAACUCCGAAAGACAUUCAAGAGAAGUUUGGCAGGACAGUAGUUGAGAAAUACUUGCUGCAGUAAGCAUGCUUUUACAGCCCAAGCAGCAUACAUUAUAUUUUCUCAAUUUUGAACAUUUUGAAUCAUAAAUUAGACGAGAGAAAAAAUAAUGAAAAUGUUGUCAUGGGUUGAUGCUUUCCUUGCCCCCAUGUAUUUGGUAGA